UUACAUGCUCAUUAGGUGCUUUUGCACAUAUUGGCAAAUGAUAUAAAUAAGCCGAAAUUGUUAAUAAACAAUUAUUCUGGAACAGCCAGCUAAGACGUAAUCUUCUUUGCUUUGUUCAGUUCAUCUCUGUGAAAAAUUUUGAAAAUGAAAUUGCUCAUUGUUUGCCUCGCUGCAAUUGCAGUUGUUAGCGGAGAUGUAUCCCAUUUGUUCGGCGGAACAAAUGUUGAGCGCUCAUAUUUGCCACCUGCACAAGAACCAUCGAACCAAUACAUUCCACCAGCAGGACCACCACAAAACGAACCAGCACAGCAGCAAUAUCAACCAGCUCCAGUGCCUCAAUAUGCACCUCCACCACCUCCACCACCACCACCACCGCCACCACAACAAUUCCAACCAGCUCCACAACCACAAUACCAACCAGCUCCACAACAACAAUUCCAACCAGAGCCAGCCCCAGCUGCUACUUUCGAUGAUGUCAACGGAUACGAUUACAAAGUUCCCGGAAAAUAAGAAACUAUUCCAUUUCCGUCAUUUUGAUUAAACAGUUACCAUCCAAGAUUUUCGAAAAUAGUGUGAUUGUAUCGACACGAAAUCAGUAAUAAAAUUUGCGAACUCAAUUAA
This is a messenger RNA of Bradysia coprophila, 621 nucleotides long. RefSeq lists its product as uncharacterized. The record is from RefSeq and is a predicted model, not a curated record. Lineage: Eukaryota; Metazoa; Arthropoda; Insecta; Diptera; Sciaridae.